AUGCAAGCCUUGGGGAAGACGCUCCGCUCGCUCGGGCAAUCGUUGGACAAGGUCGGCGUGGCCCUCGAGGGCCGCCUCACCUACACGGAGCGCCUGGUUCCGUCGACGCGCCUUGUGGCCAACGCCGGCAACAAGCCCGUGCUCGCCGAAGGCGCCUUCGUCGCCCCGAACGCGUCGGUCGUCGGCGAAGUCUCCAUCGGCAAGGGCUCGUCCGUCUGGUACGGCGCGACGGUCCGCG
This is a messenger RNA of Saprolegnia parasitica CBS 223.65, 238 nucleotides long. RefSeq lists its product as hypothetical. The annotation marks the transcript as partial. The record is from RefSeq and is a predicted model, not a curated record. The transcript is spliced from 2 exons. Lineage: Eukaryota; Oomycota; Saprolegniomycetes; Saprolegniales; Saprolegniaceae.